AUGUCGCGAGCUGAGAACGAACAGGCCGAUAAACGAAAGACCGAAGAAGAGCAUAUCGAGCGCGAGAGGGCCAGCGGAAACAAGCUCUGGAGCGUCUACACCACCGAGGCGGAGAGCUACGAUAAAGGCCUCAUCGAAGGCUGGCGCAGCGAGAUGGAUGGUCUGCUGAUCUUCGCUGGUCUCUUCUCCGGUGUCGUUACGACAUUUAUCAUCGACAGCUACAAGACGCUGAACGCUGACUCGGGCAGCCAGACGGUCGCGCUGCUCAGCCAGACUGUCGUCCUCCUCAGCCAGAUCUCGCAGCAGCUCGCGAACAUGAACAACGGGACUGCAAUGGCGGGCGCCCUGCCUCCCCCCGCAGCCUUUUCGCCCCAGGCCUCCUCCCUUAUCUGUAACGCACUCUGGUUCACAAGUCUUGCACUGAGCUUGUCGAGUGCCCUUGUCGCGACUCUGGUCAAGCAGUGGGCGCAGGAGUACCAGCACCGCACAUCGAUGUUCUCCUCCCCCUCUGUCCGCGCACGUGUGCACAUGUAUCUUUACUACGGCUUACGACGCUUCAAUAUGCAUGCCGUUGUUGGCGUUCCCCCCCUUCUGCUGCACGCUUCACUGCUCCUCUUCUUUGCGGGUCUCGUUGCCUUUCUCGUGCCCGUCAACGUCAUUAUCACGGGCAUCUCCUCCGCUCUGCUGCUCCUCUUCGUUGUGGUCUAUGCGACGUUCACUGCACAUCCGCUGUUUUUCCUCGACAACACGCAUCCGCAGUCCCAGAGCAUGAUUGUUGCACUGAAAUCGGCGGCACUGCGCCCCACCGUUGACACAGAAAGACGGGCUCUCACGUGGACCGUCCGGUCUCUCUCUGAUGAUGACGAGCUUGAGAAACUUGUCGAGGGGCUCCCCCAGACGCUGUGGGAUUUCGAUCGAAACAAGCCUCGUAGUGUGUACCAGGCACUGUUCCAGUCCCUGUUGCGGGAUCCGCAUGUCCAUCUUGGACAGCGUCUCGCCGAUUUCAUGGCUGGCUCCAACAGCAAUCUGCUCGAGCACAAGGACCGCCUCCGCCGCCAGCUCUCAGUGCUCCGGGCGAUCUGGGCAAUCUGCGCGUUCUCUCUUCACACGGGGUCGCCUUUGCAAAGUCCAAUCGGAGAAGCUCACGUGGACCAUGCGCUGCUUGGCUCGAAAUUUCUUGAUUCUCCUGACGCGCAGAGCAUGCUUCCCGACGUGUCUGCUCUGAUCCAUCUGAACAUGAUCGAGUCUCAGAGCCGGCAACAGGACCACACACCGACGAGCGAUUCCGACGGCGAUAUCCACGCCGAAGCGGAGGAACGACGGCAAGCGGACCUGCGAUGGACGUACGUGCAUUAUCUGGUGGCACUCUCCAAAUGCGGUGCCUGCUUCCAACAGGAGCAGACCAGUUCAUUCUUCUAUCGGUCACGAAUGGUCUUCACGGAAGCAAUCGCCUACUGGACUCUGCAAGACGCUCUCGAAAAGCUGAUCAAUUCAGCGUUGGAAAAGACAGCGGACGAGACCGCGGACAAUCUUGUUUUUGCUGCUCGCCAGAUGAUCAGCCUGUUGGCACACACAUCGGAAUAUCCCCAUUGGUCGCUGCCGGGUCUUGGGCCGUUCCUUGUCCGACAUCCGUCCCUCACCGCCUCUGAGUCAGGGUCCGCUUCGAAGCAUCAUUACACCCGAUUCCUAUGCCACAUGCUAUGCACAAACUUGAAGUACCCGUACCAUCCCCAAGCAUGUGUGGACGCCCUCCACCUGAUUUAUCGGAAUCUGGUCGAGUCCGAUGUGCAACUCAGAGACUUUGAUACCCAUCUUUAUGUCCUCCGCACUGUGCGCAUUCAUGCAGCCGACAUCCGCACGCACCGUUUGGCUGUCGUCGUCCAGUUUGUCGUGCUCAAAAAUCUCCGUCCGCGUUUGUCAAAAUCGGUGGAUUUGGCGGAAUGGGAGCAAUUGCCGAGCAUCUUCAGCGACGAAGCCUGGUUCCGCCCCGUGCUCGGCCUUGACAACAAGAGGGGGACGGAAAUUUACGAGUGUGCAUGUGUGGGUGUUGUGACCACUUUCCUCGAGCAGUGUGUCGCCCGGAGUCCGGAUCAAACGGAGCGCGACCUGGACUUUGAGACGCUCAAAUCGGUACACAGAUUUGCCCGCAUUCAUUCGGUGAUCCCGAUCAAACUGCAACGUCGAUUCGCCAACGCCGUCUCUGGAUUCAUCCGCAAAUAUCCAGAGAACAGUCUUGCAGAUGGCAAUAUGCUCGGCUUGGUGCUUUACUGGGCCGUCAAUGAGUUCGACGGGUGGAUCACCAAAUUGGAUGCAUUGCACGUCCUGGACACGGCUCUGUCGGAGGUGCAGACGAACGACCGGCAGCAAGAACACCAGAUCAAUGCUGAAUUUAUCCGCGAAAAGAUGCAAAGGCGGCUCCUUCCCGAGAUCAUUUUCUCUGCCUUUGUUUCGCUCGUGAGUGACGAGGAGUAG
Messenger RNA from Mycena citricolor, 2472 nucleotides. The record is from the annotation of a GenBank genome assembly. NCBI's taxonomy places the organism in Eukaryota, Fungi, Basidiomycota, Agaricomycetes, Agaricales, Mycenaceae.